CUUCUCUGAAAAGUGAAAAUCCAUAAUGGAAACUCAACAAAAUCAUCAGCAGGGAAAUGAAGAUGGAGGGAACAAACACAGUAAUUUUCUAUGCAGGCAAAGCAGUACAAGAUGGACACCCACUACUGAGCAAAUAAGAAUCUUGAAAGAGCUUUACUACAACAAUGGAGUUAGGUCUCCAAAUGCUGAGCAGAUUCAGAGGAUCUCUGCCAAGUUGAGGCAGUACGGCAAGAUUGAAGGCAAAAAUGUUUUUUAUUGGUUUCAGAACCAUAAAGCUCGCGAGAGGCAGAAGAAACGCUUCACCAGUACUCCUCCUUCUGCCUCUGAUGUCCCCAUGCACCACAGAUCACCUGCUUCUGGUGUUUGGAAGUACCAACCAGAUCAUCCACUCCCUAACAAUCUUACUGCUGCUGGUUUUCCAUCUUCAUCAAGUUCUUCGCCCGGUUUGCUGAAUGCUGUCCCUGGCUAUGGUUCUGUGGCCAUGGAGAAGAGUUUCAGAGACUGCUCCAUAUCUCCUAGUGGUGAUGGCAAUGGAUCUGGUAUGUGUAAAAACUUUGCAUGGGUUGGAGUCGACCCGUAUUCUUCAGGAGGGGGCUGCCACCCAUAUCUUGAAAAGAGAAAGUAUGUUGAAUAUGAAACCCUAGAAGAUGAAUUGCAGGAAGAAGAAGAACAGGUCCAAGAAAUUGAAACUCUCCCUCUUUUCCCCAUGCACGCUGAACACACUUUCAAGCAAGAACCUAACUUCUAUAAUGGCUGGGAGUACGGCCCGCGGGAUGAAGAUAACAACAACGUGGGCUCGUCUCGGGCUUCCCUCGAGCUCUCCCUCAAUUCCUACUCCGCUAGAUUGCUCAAUUCUCCAUGAAAAUGAAAAUUUUCAGUACCCCCUUGUUAUGAUGAAGGAUUCUAAAUCAACUUACUAACUAUUAUUGCAAGCUUUGAAGUAAUUAAUUUCAGUUCAUCAGUUACUUCUUGUACUUCCUUUUGGUAUCUAUAAAAUAGGGUCGGAGAAUCCAAAUUCU
Messenger RNA from Olea europaea var. sylvestris, 1019 nucleotides. RefSeq names its product protein WUSCHEL-like. NCBI's taxonomy places the organism in Eukaryota, Viridiplantae, Streptophyta, Magnoliopsida, Lamiales, Oleaceae. Gene Ontology annotation, biological process: plant organ development. The record is from RefSeq and is a predicted model, not a curated record. The coding region runs from base 26 to 862 and encodes 278 amino acids. The transcript is spliced from 3 exons. Gene Ontology annotation, molecular function: DNA binding; DNA-binding transcription factor activity.